Spinacia oleracea (spinach) is the source of this 1573-nucleotide messenger RNA. Its product is annotated as NAC domain-containing protein 10-like. Gene Ontology annotation, molecular function: DNA binding. Bases 202 to 816 code for a protein of 204 amino acids. Gene Ontology annotation, biological process: regulation of DNA-templated transcription. NCBI's taxonomy places the organism in Eukaryota, Viridiplantae, Streptophyta, Magnoliopsida, Caryophyllales, Amaranthaceae. The transcript has 3 exons. The record is from RefSeq and is a predicted model, not a curated record.
UGAAAAAUGAUAAACUGUGAGAUACCUAUAUAAGUCAAACACCUGAAGACUAAGUAGUGUGUGUUAGAAUAUUAUUGAUUGUGAUUAAUCAGAAUUACUUGUAGCAUUUUCCCCCAUCAUUUAAAUUUGAUCAACUCCUCGGUUCUUUCUCCCGCCUCUAAUCCUUAAAAUUUCCUCGUUCUUUUUCUCUCUAAUCCUACCAUGGCGGAUAAACAAAUUAUUGCGAACAAUGAACGACAACAACACCAGCGACAACCCCAACAACCCCAACAACCACCAAUACUGGGUUAUCCAGGUCUCAAAUUUGAUCCCUGUGAUCAUGAACUCAUUAAAAACUUUCUCGAGAAGAAGAUCAACGGCAUUGAGUUGCGCUAUAAUCCCAUGUAUGAAGUUAAUAUCUACGAAUACCAUCCUCGAGAUCUUACUGAAAGAUGCAACCCACAAGGAAAGAAUGAUGUAUGGUACUUUUUUACAACAAGGGAAAAAAGGAACAAGUUUGGGGUCCGUCCAGCUCGGAAUGUCGGAGAUAAUGGAUUCUGGAAAGCUAUGGGAUCUGAUAUAAAAAUCAGGGAUGAUGUUGAUGAGAAUAAAGUGAUCGGACUCCGAAAGUCUUUGAAUUACUUCGAAGGAAGACAGUCAGGUGUUGACAAGAGUGAGACGACCACAGAGUGGAGGAUGCAUGAAUAUCAAACCAUAGAUCAAGUUGAAUCCUCCAAAGCCAAAAUCGAAGAACAAAAAAGGAACAGACAUGCACCUACCAGUAUGAGGUUGGAUGUUGUGCUAUGCAAAAUCUUUUGCAAGAAGGAAGCAGCCUGAAAGCCGCCAGCAGAUAAAAAAACAGUACAAGUUACAGAGAAGAAAGCUGCGACAAGAGUAAACUCAUCUGGGAAGGGCAAGGGGAAAGUCAAAGCAGACGAUAAUAACCCACCAAAUAACCAAAUUGAACUGCCUGUAGCUUCUGAAAUGAAGAAUAGCAACCAAGUGUCUAAGUACAACACUGGCUGCUAUCAUAGCGCAAACUCCACCGCCGCCACCACCACCACCGAAUACAACGGCGAAGCGGGGUCACUUGGUUUCUGUAAUAAUCUCGGCGGCAUAAAUUUCAACAACCCGACGGCGGUUUAUAGUGGCGGUGUUGAUUAUUUUCAAGGAGUGCAGCAAUUCCCAGCACCUUAUGAUCAACCUUAUCCUCCAAUAAUAAUGCGACAACAACAACCCUUUCAUGAUCCAUCAACAACAACACAUGGAGGUGCAACCGAACAAGCAGGCAAGGAGGAAGAGAGUGAUGGAAGUUCUGAUGAGGAUAUUUACGAGGUGAUUCUUAAUGAAUUAAACAUGUAAUAGACACCGAUCCAAGAACCAUAGUUAUGUCUUGCUGGGUAAGGGUAGGGAAGAGUUUUAUCGUAGAACAACUUGGCAAAAUUGUUUUGUUAGUUUAUAAAGAGUAGUUUUAUUACGAACAAAACUUCAUGUCAUUAUAAUGCCGUGUUGCUAAGAGAGAUUUUUAAUAGCUACCACGUAGUUACUGUAGUUGUUUUCAAUCAAGUAAACCUUUUAAAAUUUUGGAGAUUAA